Molecule: messenger RNA, 414 nt
Organism: Diversispora eburnea
Lineage: Eukaryota; Fungi; Glomeromycota; Glomeromycetes; Diversisporales; Diversisporaceae
Source: the annotation of a GenBank genome assembly
AUGAAUAAAGCAAAAUUUCUAGUUUCUAAACCAAAAAAUGGAGUUGGAGGAUUUGUCUUUCAAUGUCGAAAGAUUGAAUUCAAUUAUUGUGAACGUAGUGGAAGUAGUCGUGGUAUGAUUGAAUAUUUUAAAACUAAACUUAUACCUUUCGCUAAGAGAAAUCCUCAAAUUGAAAUCAUUGUAACUCCUAGACCUUCAAAACAUCCAUUGGUUCGAGGAACCUAUUUGAAUGAGAUGCAAAAAGAUAUUUGUGUUAAAAACUUGGAUCCAAAAGAAAUCGAUAAAUAUGUUCAGUUAAUUCGUGAUAAUACUGGUUAUAAAGCAAAGUCAAGAUUCAAGAAGCCUGUCAUUUCAACCACACCUAGUGUUAGAGGUAUUUGGAGUCCAUUUAAUACUAGACCACACAUUAUUUAA